GCUUAGCUUAGCUUAGCUUAGCUUAGCAUAACACAACAUAACACUCAAUACUGUACUGCUGCUGCUUACAUUAAAGCUUAACUAGCUAGCUUUAGCUCACUAUAUUAUCUAAAUACUUACCAUGAAGGCUACACUUUCAUAUGUCCUCUGUUUAUUCGGCGUUUAUUAUUUUAUCUCUCUCGCUGAAGGAAACGGUCGGUAUUCGUACGCAGAUUGCACUUAUGUGAAGGGAGACUACGUCUCGAGGUAUUAUGGAAGUCGAUGUUUUUGCUACACAACUGGAGGAAUUAAAUGGAAAGACAUGUGGUCCACAUUCCAGGUCCGCGUGGCAAGUGCAGAUGAUGUACAUGUUGUGUAUCCGAUGGAGGCCAAAAACUGCCAGGAUCCCUUCAAAAAUCUUAUAACACUUGCAACAUGUGUGAUCGAACCCUUCUGGCCCUCCACUACACACAAGGAGAAGGUGCUGGACAUCCCACUUGUUGAAGAAGAUGUUUACUUCAUGACGAAAUCUCCCAGAGCCAGUGCAGAAUAUAACCUUUAUGUCUACAACCAAAGGUUCAACUGGAUGCGCUUUUUGCUUUUUGUCAGUGGGCUUAUGCUCUUCUAUUUCGCUGGAGCUAUAUGUAGGAGCUCAUUGUUUUUCUACAUCUCAGGGAUUUCACUGGGAAUGGCCUCCAUUUUAGUCUUUCUGCUUUUAGUCCUGAAAAACUUUGUUCCAAAGCGAGGACUUUUCCUGGUGUUGUUUGGAGCUGGCUCUGGUCUGUCCUACCUGGGCAUCCAGAAGUUGAUGAAUAAUGGGGAAGAGAUUAUGAAGCUUUACUGGAAAGAGCUCCUGGGCUAUCUGCUGCUGUCAGGCUUCAUCAGCUUUGUUUUCUGCUACAAACUCGGCCCAAUUACCAACAAGCGUACACUAAACCUGAUGACCUGGCUUCUGCAGGCUGUAGCCGGGGUAGUGGCCUGCCACGGGGUCACCUACGGUCCUAUCUCCUGGAUGCUGCUGGCCACACUGCUCUCCUUUAAGGUCCUGCCUCUGGUGUUGGCUAUCCUGGUGGGGAUAUGGAGACAAACCUGUUGGCUGCUGUCAGCUCUGGGUCUCCUCCGGAGCAGGAAGCGUCCCAAAACCAGGCUGCUGACAGAAGAGGAGUACCGGGAACAAGGAGAGCGACACACUAAAGCUUCCCUGGAGGAGCUGAGGAAAUACUGUAACAAUCCCGGCUUCCCUGCAUGGGACACUGUUCUAAAACUGCGAUAUCCACAAAGGUUUGCUGAGUUCCUGCGUAACGGUUCCCACGUCACUGCCUCUGAGACGCAGAGCCAUGCACAGUACGGGCUGCGAGCGGAUUAUGAAGAAGAUGCAUUCCUGGACACGACCAAAUCAUCAGCCACAUCGGAGGACCUGAGUGAAGACUAUUUUGCACACACACCAAACACAUAUUCAUCAUACUCACCCCAAACUCCAAGCACGAGCUCCUUCUGUUCCUUUCCUGCCCUGCCCUCCACACCCCCCAGCAUGUCUUACGGAGGCCCGAUAUGUCCAUAUCCUCCUUCUCCACUCACCCCACAGCCACAGAUUGAUCUGACAGAGGAGGAUGACGACCCUUUCUGAUAGGGAUUUUAUACAGGCUUCCACCACUGAUUUUUUUUUUAAUUAAAAAUGGUUUUAAUUGUAAAAAAAAAA
Astyanax mexicanus (Mexican tetra) is the source of this 1678-nucleotide messenger RNA. It is a transcript of the gene nemp2, whose product is annotated as nuclear envelope integral membrane protein 2. NCBI's taxonomy places the organism in Eukaryota, Metazoa, Chordata, Actinopteri, Characiformes, Acestrorhamphidae. The record is from RefSeq and is a predicted model, not a curated record. Gene Ontology annotation, cellular component: nuclear envelope. Bases 122 to 1606 code for a protein of 494 amino acids. The transcript is spliced from 9 exons.